AUGAGAGCUUCCCUACGGCUUGCUGGUCUUGUAGCAUGCAUCAUCACCAUCGGCUGGUUCUUGCACGCUCGCCUGUACAAUCUAUCAGCAUCAGCAGUGAGCCGACUAGAUCUACCGGAAUGUCAUAAUAACGAGCUCCAUGAGAUCAGCGAAGCUAUCACGAAUGCCACGGCAACCUGGGACGAAACAUUGGAGCACCGAACCACAACUCUAGCACAAGCCGCCGCCGAAUAUCGAAGACGGCGGGGUCGCCAUCCACCUCCUGGCUUCGAUGUAUGGCACGAACGCGCCGCCCGGGCUGGGGCCGUCCUCGUAGAAGAUUUCUUCGACCAGAUCUACCAUGAUCUCGAGCUGUUCUGGGGCAUUCGGGCUUCGGACAUGCGAGCCUCAAUUGCCAAAUGGUCGCCAUUCUUCCAGAUUCGCAAUGGCAAGGCCUCAGAAAUCUCCGGAGGUCGAGCAAGAUCGAGAUCAUGGGCGGGUCUGGUGGCUAGCAUAGCUCGAGAUCUGCCAGAUAUGGACCUAGCACUGAACGGCCUGGACGAACCGAUCGUGAUAGCCUCAUGGAAGACCGUGGACAACGCAAUGUAUCAUGCUUCGAUUCAAGCCAAACGAAUGGAGGCCAUACCGUUGGCGGAAUUUUCGCAGACCUUCGCAGCUAGUCGAACCAAUCCGCAGUCUGUUCCUGGACACAAACCGAAACCACGAGCUAGGUGGAACUCGAAGCGGGACAAAUUCCAUGAGGCCAUCCGGGGAGCGUGUCCUCCUGAGUCGACAUUGAGGAAGAACGGUACCGGGCUUGAUCAUCACAGCAACAUGCCGAUAGGACUUCCAGGGAAUAUCACUUCACAGAGGGACCUCUGUGAGCAACCAGAGUUGAUGACGAGUCAUGGCUACCUCUUAAGUCCGGACUCUAUCAACUUCACUACCUCCCCCAUCCCAAUCUUCAGCACUGCCAAGACCAGGGUUAACAAUGACAUCCUGCUCCCAGAUCCUGCUUACUACGAAAAUAAAGCACACUCCGGCAAAGACUUCUGGGGCGACUGGAGUAACAGCUUCGCGUGGCAGGACAAAGUCCACGGCCUCAUCUGGAGAGGAGCUGGGACUGGAGGCGCAAAUUGCAUCAAUGAGUACUCCAAAUAUCAUCGGCAUCGAUUCGUGGCUCGUCUCAAUGCGACAUCCAUCGAUAAUCAUUACGACUCGGAUACGACCUUCACAUCAUGGCUUCCUGGUCAUGCUAACGCAUCCUUCACCCGGCUAUUCUGCGAUAAGAUCACCUCGGUUGCAGAACACUUCAGCGUCGCGAAGUCUAUGAAGAUGAGUUCCCAGUACAAAUGGAAGUACCUGCCAGACAUCGACGGCAACACUCUGUCAGGCCGAUUUCGGGCUUUUAUGCGUAGCAACAGUGCGGUCAUGAAAGCGACCAUCUUCACAGAGUGGCAUGACGCUCGACUGAUGCCUUGGAAGCAUUAUAUACCCCUCGAGAUGUCUUACGGCAACAUUUAUGAGAUCAUGAAGUACUUUUUGGGAUAUCCUGGUCAGUGUGCACAUGAUAGAGAAGGUGAGAGAAUUGCGAGGGAGGGAAGGGAGUGGGCGGAGAAAGUACUGAGGAAGGAGGACAUGCUGAUCUAUGUGCAUCGUCUGCUGUUGGAAUAUGCUCGCAUUGUGGAUGAUGAUCGGGAUAGGCUGGGUUAUGUCCAGGACUUGCUGGAUGAAAGAAACUGA
Messenger RNA from Fulvia fulva, 1722 nucleotides. Its product is annotated as Beta-1,2-xylosyltransferase 1. Bases 1 to 1722 code for a protein of 573 amino acids. The transcript has a single exon. The record is from RefSeq and is a predicted model, not a curated record. Lineage: Eukaryota; Fungi; Ascomycota; Dothideomycetes; Mycosphaerellales; Mycosphaerellaceae.